ACCCACCAUAAAAUACCAAAAUAAAACCAAUUCUCUCUCUCUCUCUCUCUCUCUCUCUGGUUUAUGAUUUCUCCGCCAAUGUAACCACAAUUGGAACAUUCAUGGCCUUGCCUUGAUCUCUUUCUCACGUUUCACUUCUCAAGUACUCUCUUUUCUCUUCGGAAAUGGACGAAGAACUGCUAAAAAGGAACACCGACUGCGUGUACUUCCUGGCCUCACCUCUCACCUGUAAGAAGGGGAUUGAUUGUGAGUACCGCCACAGUGAGAUUGCAAGGCUCAACCCAAGAGAUUGCUGGUAUUGGUUGUCUGGGAACUGUUUCAACUCUACCUGUGCUUUUAGACACCCUCCAUUGGAUGGGCAUGCUGGAGUGCCAUCUGAGUCGGCAGAGUGUUCCACACCUGUGAACAAGACCAGUGUUCCAUGUUACUUUUACUUCAACGGGUUCUGUAAUAAAGGUGACAGAUGCUCUUUUAUGCAUAGUUCUGACGGCAAUGCACCUGCUGAGAAAUCUAUAAAGCCUGCCUCUGUGGGCACUGAUGCACCUUUGUUGGAAAACAAGACAUCUGCUGGAUGUGAGACAGGUUCAGCACUGGUAGAAACUUGUUUGAAUUCAUCUAAAAGCGCUGCUAAAGUAGCAACCAAUUUGAAUUGUCUGCCCAAGGAAGAACUUCAGCACCUAGUACCUAAGAAUGCUUUCCAGCGAAGUGCCUCUCCGCAAAUUGCUGUUUGUGAGUGUGAUGAAGCUGCUAUGAUUAGGUUGGAGUCCUUGCUUCCCAUGGAAGGUUUUACCCAUGGCAGAUCUCCUCUAUGCACAGAUCAGAGUUCAGAGGAACAAGUGGAAGGCUAUAUUGAGCCAGAGGAGCGAUGGGAAUCAUCCCCUGGCUUUGACGUUCUUGUGGGUGAUAGAUCAGAUAACAUGUAUGAGGACGAUCCAGAGUUCUUGCUAGACAUGGACAGGGAACACAGAGAGCUGAAUAGCCAUUCCUCGGUAUAUGAUUAUGAAAAUACAGUGGAGUAUGAUCCCAUGUACCCUGCUGCAGAAAUUCUAUAUGAACGUGAUGUAUACAAUAGUUUUGAUCAUCUGGAUGAUGAACAUCUUUUCUCUAAUGUCAAUAGAGUUCUUGGUCAUUCAAGAGACACGAUGUUGGAUUCUAUAUUGUCCCAGAAAAGGAAACUCAUGCCAAUGGAACUUGCAGUUGGUGAAUGUAAUGGCAUGGAUCUUCGAAACCAUCUGAGAAGACGCAGGAUGAUUAAUGAUCAUCGAAGUACUGGCUCAUCAAGAAGACCUCUCUCAUCUCAUCUUAUUGGUCGCAGCCAGGAAAGGCCUCGAAGGCAUGGAAUGGGUCCAAGGCUUCAUGGAAGAUUGGCAUCGGUGGUGGGAAAGAAUGGUAAUGAAUCAAUAGGUGAGAAUAGAGCUUUUUUAAAUGGUGCCAAACCACGUGGCUUGCUGAGGCACUCACAGCAAGAUAGGUCAAUGAAGCAUUUCAGGAAAGAAAGGCUUGCCAAACGGCAGUUCUCGAGUGAAGUUUCAAGGAAAUCAAGUACAAGAGAGAGAUGGGCUCAGGAAUCUUCAACUUUUACGGGACCCAAGACCCUUGCCCAGAUUAAAGACGAGAAAAAAUAUGCUGAAGAAAAUGAGGAUUGCGUUUGGAAAGUUGGGCAUGCAAGAACUACAUCGGCUGACUUCCAGGGUCCCAAACCCUUGAGUGAAAUCCUCAAGAACAAAAGGAAGCUGGAUUCUGUCACUGAAUGUGAUACGAGUGGCAGCUAGGAAACAACCCAUUGAGGGUGAGAGG
This is a messenger RNA of Juglans microcarpa x Juglans regia, 1797 nucleotides long. RefSeq names its product zinc finger CCCH domain-containing protein 32-like. The record is from RefSeq and is a predicted model, not a curated record. Gene Ontology annotation, molecular function: metal ion binding. Bases 165 to 1772 code for a protein of 535 amino acids. NCBI's taxonomy places the organism in Eukaryota, Viridiplantae, Streptophyta, Magnoliopsida, Fagales, Juglandaceae. The transcript is spliced from 3 exons.